Molecule: messenger RNA, 3169 nt
Organism: Nymphaea colorata (pocket water lily)
Lineage: Eukaryota; Viridiplantae; Streptophyta; Magnoliopsida; Nymphaeales; Nymphaeaceae
Product: BEL1-like homeodomain protein 1
Exons: 4
Coding region: 686-2830 (714 amino acids)
Biological process (GO): regulation of transcription by RNA polymerase II
Molecular function (GO): RNA polymerase II cis-regulatory region sequence-specific DNA binding; DNA-binding transcription factor activity, RNA polymerase II-specific
Source: RefSeq, a predicted model, not a curated record
UCAUCAUCAUUUUCAUCAUCAUGGUCUUCUGUCAAUGCAAAAAGACCAAACCGGAUCAGAUUUGACAAACACCAUCUCUGUGAUUCAUGAAAAAUUAAUAUAUUAUAUUAUAUUCUUUUCUUUUUUGUUUUAUAUAAUAGAAAACCUUCUUAAAUGAUCAGCUCUUCGCCUUGCUCUCUUUAUUCUUCGCCUUGCUCUUUUUAUUCUGCCAGUAAGAAUGCCUCUGACAUACUUUCUUAUGCUUGUCAGUAAAGAUCUGUAUAUUUUCUCAUAAUUUCACAUUAUCUUCUAUGUGGGAGUCGCUAUAACUCAGUAACCUGCAACUGGAAAUUACAAGAGAAAAAAAGGGAAGAAGAAGGGAAAAAGGAGACUUGUCCAGCCAUUAUCUUCCGACUUCUCCCUUGCCACACUGUAGUUGUAACCUUUCUUCCACGCCUUUCAGGUGAGAGCAGAGCGGUCGUGAUGGGACCUUGGCCUUGUCAUGAUUUCACAUGAUCAGAUGGCUCUGAUACAUGGUACUUCAAGUUCUGGAACUACCAACUAUCCCUUUCAUCGACAUGGGUACCAGGGAAAGGAAUACGGCGUCAGCAACGGCCGGACGGAGUUCGUUCUUUCAUUAUCGAUCAGAAGAUGAUUGAUCUUGUAAUUGAAAACUAGGGCUCUCGUUCUGUCAAUUUCGGAAAUCAUGGCUACUUACUUCUCUGGCAAUGGCGCAGAGAUUCAAUCGGACAGCAUGCAGACACUCUACCUGAUGAACCCAGGAUAUGUUGGAUUUCCCGAGCCGACCACACAGGGAAACGUAGUUUUGGUUAAUCAGCACGCCGGAAAUUCGUUGCCGGGAAACCACCAGCAGUUCAUCGGCAUCCCGCUUCCUCCGGCAGCUCAGGCGUUCAUGGGCAACCAGCCGAGUGAGGUGAAUUCAGCCUUCUUGGCUUCCAAUCUCAGGCAGCAUAACCUAUGGAGGAACAACGCCGGCGAAUUGUCGUUCGUCCAGUCGAUUGGAGAUGCCAGUCCGACUGCCGCCGCUUCCUCCGCGAAUCAAUUUCAUAUUCCGGCGAUGGGGAGCAACUCCGGCCACCAAACGAUGGGCGAGAUCCCUCCCCAACUGGGGCUGCAAAGGGAGCAGCAAGGCGGGCUGUCCCUGAGCCUAUCGUCGUCACCGGUGCAAUUCAUGGCGGCGUCUAAUUCCUUCCAGUCUGAUGUGGAGGCGGCAGGGGGGAUGGUGCCGCCGACGGCGGCUGGAGGAGGAGUUGGUGGUGAAGAAGGGGGAGGCGAGGAGAGGAGGGUGAAGUGGGAAGGCGGGUUGCAGAGCGUUCUCUUGGGAUCCAAAUAUCUGAAGGCAGCGCAAGAAUUGCUGGAUGAGGUGGUGAAUGUGGGGAGGCGUUUGAAGGGCGACCGGACGGAAAAAUCACCUUCCAAGGAGGGGAAGACAAAGAAGGAUCCGCCGGCGGCAGAACCAGAGGACGCCGGCGGCAAGAGAGGGAGCGAAUUAACUGCAGCAGAAAGGCAGGAACUUCAGAUGAAGAAGGCUAAGCUAGUUGGCAUGCUGGAAGAGGUGGAUCAAAGAUACAGACAGUACCACCAUCAGAUGCAGAUGGUAGUUUCUUCCUUUGAGGCGGUAGCUGGAGCUGGGGCUGCGAAGACAUAUACUGCCCUUGCGCUGCAGACGAUCUCGAAGCAGUUCAGGUGCUUGAGAGAUGCCAUCGCCGGACAGAUCAAGAUGACCAGCAAAAGCCUCGGGGAAGACGACUGCUUGGCCGGCGGCAAGGCUGAGGGCUCGAGGCUCAAGUACGUGGAUCAGCAGCUCCGGCAGCAGAGGGCGCUUCAGCAGCUGGGCAUGAUGCAGCACAACGCAUGGAGGCCGCAGAGGGGUCUGCCGGAGAGGUCCGUCUCCGUCCUGAGAGCGUGGCUCUUUGAGCACUUCCUCCACCCGUAUCCAAAAGAUGCAGAUAAGCACAUGCUUGCCAAGCAAACAGGCUUAACAAGAAGUCAGGUCUCAAACUGGUUCAUCAAUGCACGUGUUAGGCUUUGGAAGCCAAUGGUUGAAGAAAUGUACAUGGAAGAAAUCAAAGAACACGAGAAGGAGAAUACGUCGGAGGAGAAAAUCAGCAAGAGUGAAACCAACGAGGAGUCCGCACCCAUGAAAUCCACAAGCAUGGACAGCCCGCCACCUGCAGUAGACAUGGCGAACAGCAAGUGCUUGGACACGAUCAGCACUGGUCAGACGAGAUCCUCACCACCAUGCGUCUCCGCUGCAGGGUGCAGCCUGCUCGCCUCUGCUUCUUCACCGGACGCACAGAUCCUCCUUGACAUCGAGCUCAAGCAGGCCACCUCCAAAAGGAUGGCAGGCAAUGGCUUCCAAGACUUGAACCCCCUUCCAUCCAUAAAUGCGAACAUGGACAUCAAGGCCGACGGUACGACCAUCGGUGGUUUCCGGCGGCAAAGUCGAGAUGGCUACGCUCUUGCUGCCGCCGCGGCCGCAGCUGCCGCGGACCAGGGAAGCAGCUUUGGCUCAUACCAGCUCGGUGACAUUGGUAGAUUCAGUCACGAGAAUUUCGCGCCUAGAAUCACGACAAAUGGGGUGUCUCUCACUCUAGGCCUUCCUCACUGUGACUCGCUCUCAUUAUCUGGGCCACAAGCAGCAGCCUAUCUUUCUAGUCAAAGCAUGGCAUUGGGGAGGAGGCAUGAGCUAAGUAGUGAGCCUUCUGAUGACUUCUGCAGCUUGAACUCUACUGCUGCUGCGGCUCACCCAGCCAAUGCCUAUGAUAAUAUCAACAUCCAAACCAGGAAGCGUUUUGCUGCUCAGUUGUUGCCAGAUUUUGUCACCUGAUCACAGAAAUCAACAUUGGUUGCUGUCUUCCUGGAAGUCUAUAUCUGUAACAGUAAGCUAGCUAGCUUAGCAGAAUCAGCAAAUAUGCAUAGUAAAUGUAAGCUAUAUUAAAUAUAUAUGUAUACCUUCCUCUCAUUUCUCUCCUAAGGGAAAAAAUACUAGUGGCCUAAUAAAAAGCAAAAGAGAGGAAAAAGUGGAAGUAGCGGAAACGAUACGUAUAGGUUAUAGUAUCAUGAAGGGCUGUAUAUUUAUUUUGUCCUCAUUGCAGGUAGCUCUCCACGAAUUAGUGCAAAUAUUGUUAUUCAUAAGGAAAUAAAUGAACAUCAGUAUAUUAAUGUA